UGGCCGAACUCACCGGCCGGUCAACUUGAUUUUAAAAUCGUCCUUCAGAAUUGGUCGUCUCGAUUCUGGAAGACAAUAUAAAAAGGUAAAUCUUUUCCGAAGAUAUCAUUCGAUUCAUACCUUUCGUGUGAUAGACAUUAACAUGAAGGUUUUCGCGUGUAUCACUAUCGCCCUUUGCGUUGCUCUCGCAGCCGCCGAGAACGAACCAAAGACGAACGGCAAGUUCAAGAGAUACGCUCCCUUCUUGCCCAAUGGUAUCGAAUCGAAACUUUCCUACACCUCCAUCCCCCACAGUCUUGAAUACUCCAACAACCUCCAACGCAUCUACAGCGGAUACUCACCAAACCUAGCCUACUCCAACAUCUACGGUUAUGGAUCUCCAUCUGUGUACUCCAGCUAUGGAUCUGGAAUCUCCUCCAACUUGGCUGGUUUGUACGGAAUCAAUGGACUAGCUCAGUCCUCCCUUCUUGGCGCAAGCUAUGGUAUCCCAUCAGCAUACUCCAGCAUUGCAUCCGCCGGUCUUGGUGCUUCUUACGGUGCUAGCUACGGAACCAACUACGGAACCACCUACGGAACCCCACAAGUAUUCCAGGGACCCAUCAAGGAAGGUGGUUCCACCCAAAACGUCCAGGUCAGAACUAUCACACAACAAGUUCCUGUACCAGUACCACAACCCUACCCAGUCGAAGUAACCAAACCAGUGAGCAUUCCCCAGCCCUACCCUGUUGAUGUCCCAAAACCAGUACCAGUACCUGUCAAAGUUGAAGUACCAGUUGAAGUACCCAGGCCAUACGCUGUCAAAGUUGCCCAACCUGUGCCCGUCCAGGUUCCAGUUAAGGUACCAGUUGAGAUCCCAAGACCAUACCCCGUUACCGUAACCAGGACCGUACCUGUACCUGUUGAGAAACCAAUCUACGUCAAAUACCCCGUCCAGUACAGCGUACCCGUUCCAGCUCCAUACCCAGUUGAAGUACCACACCCAGUACCUGUGAGCGUACCACACCCUGUUGUCGUGAAGGAACCUCAAGUUCAUGUAACCAAAUCUACCCACUACGUCCAACCUUCCAUCAGGACUUUCAGCACCAUUCAGCCAGCUACUUACACCGCUGUUCACCCAACUUCCUACACCACUGGCUUGAACGGUCUUGGUGUCUACAGCACUGGUCUUAACGGAAUCCACUCCGCCUCAUAUGUUCCAUCUGCCUACACCUCUGGAUCCGUAUACGCUGGACCAUACUCCCACGAGGUAUUGGACUCCCAAUACUCCCAGCUGUACAACUUCCCCGGCAGCUACAUCCAGGGCAAAUACUUGACUGCUGAGAAGCAAUACAUCAACGCCCAACCUUUGAACUACUUGAGAAGCAGCUACGACAACAAAUACGGUCUUCUUAAAUCAUACGUCCCAAGUGUAUAUGGUGGAUACAGCAGCUUGAAAACCUACAGCCCAAGCGUAUACAGUGGAUACAACACCUUGAAAACCUACAGCCCAAGCGUAUACGGUGGAUACAGUACAUUGAAAACCUACGGCCCAAGCGUCUACGGCACCUACUCUGGAUUGAAAUCCUACACCCCAUCCGUCUACGGAGCUUACAGUGGAUUGAAAUCUUACGUCCCAUCCGUAUAUGGUGGAUACAACGGAUUGAAGUCAUACACUUCCGAAUACUUGAAGAAGAAUUCAACUAAAACGAACACAAUGAGGGCAGUAGUUUGCCUUGCUCUGGUUUUCGCCGUAGUGGCAGCCGAACAACCAACCGAAAGUAUCAACAAUGUUGCUGAUAUUUUGAAGGAAACCACUUUCUCCUCUUCGUCAACUCCAUCCUCACUGAACCUUGGAAGUAGCCAGGGUGGAUUCUCAUCUGGAUCUUUCUCUACCUUCGGAAGUCAAGGUCUUAACUCUGGAUCUUUCGGUCUCUCCUCAAAAUCAUCAGGAGCCUCCACAGGUUUCGGUUCAACUGCCCAUGGUUCUUCCAUUCUCCAUGGAGCAAGCACUUUCGGUGCUCAACAAGGAAACUCUGCCUCAUCCACUGGAUUCUCUACCUUGGCUGGUAACGCUGGUUUGUACAAGUCCAACGUUUACGGUCUCAACUCUGGAUUGAACAACUACGGCUACCUUUCUGGAUCUUAUGGUUUGGGCAACGGUGCUCUCAUCUCCGGAUACAGCGCCCCAAUCACAACUUCCUACGUGCAAGGUUUUGGAAAUGGUUUGGCUGGUUCCCAAGGGCACUACGUCCAUGGUUACGAAAAUGCUUUGGCUGGUUCCCAGGGACACAUCUCCAACGUUGACACUCAACAUCACGUCGAUACCGUCCAGCACAAACACAUCAACACCAUCCACACCAUCACCAAGCAAGUUGGAGUCGCUCAACCUUACCCAGUACCAGUCCAGGUCACCAGACACGUACCAGUUGCUCACCCAUACCCUGUCCCAGUUCCCAAGGCCGUACCUGUACCAUACAACGUACAUGUUCCAGUACCUGUUGACAAGCCUUACCCUGUCAAAGUUCCAAGCCCUGUUCCAGUACCAUUCCAUGUGAACGUACCAGUUCCAGUAGACAAACCAUACCCGGUACCAGUCGAAAAAACCGUGAGAGUACCUGUAGAGAAACCAGUAUACAUCAGGGUUCCCCAUCCAGUCGCAGUUCCACAACCACAACCCGUCCCAGUUAGGGUUGCCAAGCCUGUACCAGUGCAAGUGCCAACUCCAGUCGUUGUCAAGGUUCCAGAAAUCUACAACGUACACAAAGUCGAUUACGCUGUAGCCCCAACCUACGGUGUACACUACGACGGAGUAUACGGUGCUCAACACCAAUACGGAGGACUUUAUGGAACUCAACACCACCAGUUGGUUGACGGUGCCACCAUCCUCGCACCAGAACACCACAUCGAUGCUGCCAACUCCGCUGCCCAUUUUGAGGCUUCCAAUGCUUUGGCCGCUCAACAGAUCGCCGAUGCUCAAUACGGAAGCGCUGCCACAUUCGGUAAUGGAUUCACCAGUGGAUCUUACCAAAUCCAACCAGCCCAGUUGGUAGGAUCAUACCAGGUUCCAGUUGGUGAGUCAGUCUAUGGAGAUUUGCCCAGCAUCGUUGAUGCCAAGUACGCCUUCAAGAGGGAAACAGAAAAGAAGAAGACCGGUUCUGAGGAAAAAAAGAAGUUGUAAAUAAAAUCAGAUCAUGUUAUUAGGAAUCAAUUGAAAUAAUAAAAGUAGAUACUCUCAUUGUA
Molecule: messenger RNA, 3219 nt
Organism: Coccinella septempunctata (seven-spotted ladybird)
Lineage: Eukaryota; Metazoa; Arthropoda; Insecta; Coleoptera; Coccinellidae
Exons: 5
Coding region: 143-3157 (1004 amino acids)
Source: RefSeq, a predicted model, not a curated record